Molecule: messenger RNA, 3120 nt
Organism: Cyprinus carpio (common carp)
Lineage: Eukaryota; Metazoa; Chordata; Actinopteri; Cypriniformes; Cyprinidae
Product: sodium-dependent neutral amino acid transporter B(0)AT2
Biological process (GO): sodium ion transmembrane transport
Cellular component (GO): membrane
Source: RefSeq, a predicted model, not a curated record
AAGAAAGACGAAGAAGAAAAAGAUGAUGUGUCCAAACCCGCAAAAAUAAAUGUCUUUCUCUGUCGCUAUAUACUUUAAAUCCCUGUUUCUCUAGUUUGUAUUUGUAUGGUUCGGCUGGGGAACUCGAGAAGUGGUGUUUUUAAGAGGAUUUGAGCCGCACGUGUGAACCGGUGACAGUAGCGCGCUUCUCAAGUCAUUAACACGUGCGCACGCCGUUGAGAUUCAAAGACAAAAACUACAGCGAUGACGUCAGAGAAGCCGCCGUUGCCUGCGGAUGGCCAGCGGGACGAGUCUGAAGCAGGUUUAGAGGUGGAGCAGGUCGCGCUGGAAGCGGCCCGAGAUGGCUGGGACAGUAAGGUGGAAUACUUCCUCGCUCAGGUGGGAUUCAGUGUGGGAUUGGGAAACGUUUGGAGGUUCCCAUACCUUUGCCACCAGAACGGAGGAGGAGCGUUCAUCUUGCUGUAUGUGUUGUUGAUGGGGCUGGUCGGUGUGCCGUUGUUUUUUCUGGAGCUGGCGGCGGGUCAGAGCAUCAGACAGGGCAGCAUCGGCGUCUGGAGGCACAUUUCUCCGAAGCUUGUUGGUAUUGGCUACUCCAGCUGUGUGGUGUGUUUCUUUGUAGCUCUGUAUUAUAACGUCAUCAUUGGUUGGAGUAUUUUUUACUUGGGAAGUUCUUUCCAGUAUCCUCUACCAUGGGAAAACUGUCCGACAGAAGGGAACGACACCGUGAAGGAAUGUGCCGCCAGCUCUCCCACAGCGUAUUUCUGGUACCGUAAAGCUCUGGAUAUCACCGAUUCCAUUGAUGAAACCGGAGAGUUCAACCCCAUCAUCACUGGAUGUCUGCUGGCCGCUUGGGUCAUCGUUGGUCUGGCCAUGUACAAGGGCAUCAAAUCGACCGGCAAGGUGAUGUAUUUCUCCUCCGUGUUUCCGUACGUGGUGCUGCUGUGUUUCCUGAUCAGAGGGGUGACGCUGGACGGGGCGUCCGAGGGCAUUAAAUUCAUGUUUUACCCCAGGCUGGAGAUCUGGGCUGAUGUUCAGGUGUGGCGUCAGGCGGCGACUCAGGUCUUCUUCGCUCUGGGUUUGGGUUUCGGUUCUGUGAUCGCAUAUUCUUCUUACAACCCGCGGAACAACAACUGCCAUCGAGACGCGUUCACCGUGUCUGGCGUCAACUUCAUGACGUCUGUACUGGCCACUCUGGUGGUGUUUGCGGUGCUGGGCUUCAGAGCCAAAACCAUUGCCACAGAGUGUGUUAAACGUAACGUGAAGGCCGUGUUAGAAGCGAUGUCCAGCACUCCGCUCCCUGACCUCCUCAUCAAUGCAUCAGAUGUGGAGAGCAUCACAUUGAACGAGUAUGAGGACUGGUACAUGAUUCAGGGUCAGCAGCUGAAUAUCGCCGGUUACAACAUCACCGCCUGCAGCCUGGAGGACGAGCUGAAACAGGGUGUGGAGGGAACCGGUUUAGCGUUCAUAGCGUUCACUGAAGCCAUGACGCUGUUUCCUGGGAGUCCGUUCUGGUCGGCGCUGUUCUUCCUCAUGCUGCUCAAUCUGGGUUUGUCCACCAUGUUCGGCACCAUGGCUGGAAUACUGACCCCGCUGACGGACACCUUUAAGACCCUGCGUAACCACAAACUCCUCUUUACAGCAUGCAGCUGUGUGGUGGGCUUUCUGAUUGGUCUCACAUUCACUCAGCGCUGUGGAAACUACUUUGUGACAAUGUUUGAUGACUAUUCCGCCACACUUCCCCUCAUCAUCGUCGUCAUCUUUCAGACCAUCAGCGUGGCCUGGGUUUAUGGAGCAGACAGGUUUUUGGAGGACCUGAAGCGGAUGUUGGAUCGGCCGGUUCCUGUGGUGUACAAGUACUUGUGGAAAUACGUGUGUCCGGCUGCUAUGCUGGGGCUCUUGGGUGCCAGUCUGCUAAAGAUGAUCUUAGAGCGUCCCACAUACACCGCCUGGAACAGAGAAAAGGCAUCUAAAGAAAAUCUGCCUUAUCCUGACUGGGCUCUUGCUGUCCUGAGCGCGCUCAUCAUUGUCGCGUUUCUUCCUGUUCCUAUCGGAUACAUACAUUUCCUUCUCCUGGAACGUCUCGGCCAGUCUCCGGCAGACGCUGAGGCGGGAUACGUGCCGUGUGCCACCACAGACAUAGACCUGACCCCUCUCGGCACGUUACCUCCUUCAGGAGAUGACCCCAAUUCAUUUCCCCCUUUGCUUCAUGAAAACCAUGGCUCUUGUUUGCAGAAUGGCCACAUUGAACACUUCGAAUCAAGUAGUGAAUUAUGAGAAAAAACUAUGUUAGAGUUUACAAACAUCUGAAAAGGAUCUAUUUAAAUCAAGACUGUUUUAUUAUCGUACUUUCCUGUUGGGAACAAUCAUUUCUAUCUGUGCUUACCGGCACAAAAAUAACUGGUUUUGGGUGUUAGUUCAUCACAAAAAAGAAAACUGUAAUCAAUUUUACUCAAAACAUCACAGAUGAUCUGAUGAAACUGGCCAUUUGUACAGGGUGCUCUUUUCCAUUUAACGGUAGUUGAUAUCUGUUGAGCUCCGAAAUGAAUUUUGCAUUAUAUUCCAAGCCUUUGUGAAAGUCUUGGCUUCUCAAAUCUCAGUUUUACAUCUCCCUUUAAACCUGUUACAUGUGAAAACUCUUUAUAUGCGGCUGAUGACAGUUUCCAGUGAACUGUGGCUUUAAGUACAGCAUACAGGUGAACGCUGAACAACAAAGCAACACUAUAGUCACCCGUUACAACCGUCGAAUCAGUUGGUAACAGAUGGUUCUGCCUCUUCAGUCAUCUGACGAGGUUAUUUUCUCACGUUUUAUUUUCUUGUUCAUGGGUUUGACCCAUACGCCUGUUUCACACUGCAAGCCUGAGCUUCACUGCUACACAUUUCUUCACAAAAACAACUCUAAAUUUGUUUUUAGAGGUUGGUUCAGUUAUAAACUUGAAUGUUUUGAAAGUUUAUCGCGGGGAUUUUCGCAUGUAAAUGAUAAACAACAAAAACAGCUCCAAUCAUGUCGUUUCAGUCAUACUUCGAAAUAGAACGUGCUGCUUAAUGUUUUUUAAAUAUUACACCAUACUUGAACCCAACCUGAAUAAUUAAAAACAAGAUUAAAUGGGUAAGUCUUCUACA